AUGGCUGGGGAAAAGGGUAAAACAAAGCGAUGGGGUUGGGCCGUCGGAGCGCUGAUCGCUGUCUUUGUUGCCGUGGCCAUGACAUCGAGAACUGCUCCUAAAAUCUCAUUCUUCGGACGCUCUAAUAAGCCUUGUAACUGUACUCAGGAAACACAUAAGUAUAGUGGGAUAGUGGAGGAUUGUUGUUGUGACUAUGAGACCGUGGACCAUAUUAACAAGGAAGUUUUGCAUCCAUCACUCCAAGAGCUCGUUAAAACUCCGUUCUUUCGAUAUUUCAAGGUUAAGUUAUGGUGCGACUGCCCUUUCUGGCCUGAUGAUGGUAUGUGCCGUCUGCGAGAUUGUAGUGUAUGUGAAUGCCCAGAUAGUGAGUUCCCAGAAUCGUUCAAGAAGCCCCAUCAUGGCCUUCCAUUGGAUGAUCUUGUUUGUCAGGAGGGAAAGCCUGAAGCAGCUGUUGACCGUACACUAGAUAAAAAGGCAUUCAGAGGCUGGACAGAAAUAGACAAUCCCUGGACGAAUGACGAUGAGACAGACAAUGCUGAGAUGACAUAUGUGAAUCUUCAACUGAAUCCUGAACGGUAUACUGGCUACACUGGUCCAUCUGCUAGAAGGAUAUGGGAUGCUGUCUAUGCAGAGAACUGUCCCAAAUAUCCAUCUGAAGAGUUAUGCGCUGAAGAAAGAAUUCUGUACAAGUUGAUAUCUGGUCUUCAUUCCUCUAUUUCAGUCCACAUAGCUUCUGAUUAUCUCCUUGACGAAACUACACAAAUGUGGGGUUCAAAUCUCCCAUUAAUGUAUGAUCGGGUCCUAAGAUACCCGGAUCGUGUCAGAAACUUGUACUUCACAUUUCUCUUCGUUCUCCGAGCUGUGACAAAGGCUGCAGAUUACUUGGAACAUGCUGAAUAUGACACUGGUAAUCUUAAUGAGGAUCUGAAGACGCAAUCCUUGGUCCGACAGCUACUCUAUAAUCCCAAUCUACAAGCUGCAUGCCCAGUCCCAUUUGACGAAGCUAAGUUGUGGAAAGGACAACGUGGACCUGAACUGAAGCAGAAAAUACAAAAUCACGCACUGAUGGAUUGUGUCGGAUGUGAGAAAUGUCGACUUUGGGGGAAGCUUCAGGUCCUUGGUCUUGGCACAGCACUUAAGAUCCUCUUCUCUGUUGAUGGCCAACAAAACACUGAUCAGACUCUGCACUUGCAACGGAAUGAAGUGAUUGCCUUGAUGAACCUACUCAAUCGACUCUCAGAAUCUCUCAAGUUUGUUAAUGAAAUGGGACCCUCAACUGAAAGGCUAGUAGAAGGGCAGAUUUCUCCACCCACCGCCCCUAGUUGCCCCAUGCAAAGGAUGUGGGCAUCUUUAAAAUCUAGGUAA
Prunus armeniaca (apricot) is the source of this 1365-nucleotide messenger RNA. The record is from the annotation of a GenBank genome assembly. NCBI's taxonomy places the organism in Eukaryota, Viridiplantae, Streptophyta, Magnoliopsida, Rosales, Rosaceae.